Messenger RNA from Caenorhabditis sp. 36 PRJEB53466, 1476 nucleotides. The record is from the annotation of a GenBank genome assembly. NCBI's taxonomy places the organism in Eukaryota, Metazoa, Nematoda, Chromadorea, Rhabditida, Rhabditidae.
AUGCUAGCAUCGCUCACCACUUGGAUCCGAAUCCUCCGCAUCUCGUUCGCCGUUCAAACCAUCUUCCACGUCUUCAUUCUUCCCGUCUACUUCAUGCACUACUCCACACUCUUCGCCGUUUUCUGUGCCCUCGCACAACUGAUUCUGGUCCUCAUUCACUACAAAAACGUGUUCUGGCCGGUCUGCGCCGCCGUCGUCGCCCUUUUCGAACUCUACUCGUUCCAACUCUGGGUCUGGAUCGUCGGAGCCAACGAAAGUACGUUUUUAAAGGCGCCUACCGUAAUCAUCAACUAUUUUUGGGGGUUUUUUUUAUAGACUGCUGGAUCUACACUGGAUUCGUUCGAAUGGAACUCGCUCUCAGCGUGCAAUUCGGAAACGGCCCCCAUCCGGAAGGAAAUGCAACUCUUAUCAAACUCGAUGUCCUUUGUGAGUUGUACAUAUCAGAGAUGUUGGGAAUUCCGUGUACCGUGUUCCGCGUUUUUUUCAAUAUUUUUUCCGUGUUCCGUGUUCCGUAAAAAAAAUUUCCGUGUUCCGUGUUCCGUGUUCCGUAGAAAUAAGUUUUUUUCCGUUUUCCGUGUUCCGUGUUCCGUAUAAACUAUAUUUUGCGCGGAAAAAUUCGAUCGCCUCGUAGAUCAAAUUUAUCUCCGGAAAGAUUAGGACAAUUGACGUUUUGUGGUCAAAAUUUGAAAAUUUUCGGAUUCGGACCAUAUUCGUGAAAAGUGGAUUCCAUUUUCAGUCGUUUUUUACUGUAGUUGUUUACUGUUGUGUUGUUGGUUUUGUUAUUUUUAUGAAAUUUUCAGUAAAACUUUCACAUGAGUCAAACAGCUGCCUUGUCAGUCAGAUAAUCGAAUUAAACAAAACAUUAUUUAAAAAAAAAAUCACUGGAAUUCUCUUGAAAACGCUUUUUUCCGUGUUCCGUAAAAAUAAGUUUUUUUCCGUUUUCCGUGUUCCGUAAAAAUUUCCGUGUUCCGUGUUCCGUAGAAAUAAGUUUUUUUCCGUUUUCCGUGUUCCGUGUUCCGUAAAAAAAAAAAUUUCCGUGUUCCGUGUUCCGUGUUCCGUAGAAAUAAGUUUUUUCGUUUUCCGUGUUCCGUGUUCCGUAAAAAAAAAAUUCCGUUUUCCGUGUUCCGUGUUCCGUAGAGUAACAUUUUUAUUCCCAACAUCUCUGGUACAUACAUAUGAUUUGAAAGGCUCGCGGAGCUCCAAUGGCUAUCGAAACUUUCCAAAUCGUCUGGAGAACUCCUCAAAAAAACCACCGACGUAUUGCGUAUUUUUCCAGUGAGCUUCCUGGCCUGCCUCCUCUUCAUGAUCCAGGCCUUCCACAUCUACUUCUCCGACAAAUCCGACGCGAUUCAACCGACGAAUGAGGUGGCGUCUCAGGAAUCUCGCGAUUGGACCGGACAACUGUUCCAGGAUUCGGACGGCUACUUCGAGGAGGCCUACGGUGCAUGCGACUGCGAGAAGAAGCCGAAAAUUUGA